AUGUCGAAGACAGUACCUUACAAUCCAUUUAAUGUUCAUACAAAAAACAUUAAUGGAAAAAGAUUAUCACCUCGUGAAUCUUCUAAAAAAGAAGUCAAACCUAAAUCUCCAUUUAAAAAAGAAAUAAAUUGGACUAUACUUGAAAAACUUGAUUUAAAAGAAUUUGAUAGAGAAAUUGAAAGAAUAAAAUCUCGUAAUGAGUUACGUUUAAAUGAUGAACUUCAAAUUAAAAAACUAAGAAGAAGAAUACAAAAUAGAUGGUCUUCUAAAUGUAGUAGGGAAAAAAAGAAAGAUAAAUUUAUAGAAAUUCAACAAGAACUUAUUAAAUAUAAACAAAAGUGUAUUUCUCUUGAACAAGAAAAUAAACGUCUUAAAUUACUUAUAGAAAAAUCAUCUUCAUUUUCAGAGUCAUUACCUUCAAAUAAGAAUAAGUUUAAUUCUCAAUAA
This is a messenger RNA of Entamoeba dispar SAW760, 447 nucleotides long. RefSeq lists its product as uncharacterized. Lineage: Eukaryota; Evosea; Mastigamoebida; Endamoebidae. Gene Ontology annotation, molecular function: DNA-binding transcription factor activity. The record is from RefSeq and is a predicted model, not a curated record. Gene Ontology annotation, biological process: regulation of DNA-templated transcription. Bases 1 to 447 code for a protein of 148 amino acids. The transcript has a single exon.